Ophidiomyces ophidiicola is the source of this 2868-nucleotide messenger RNA. It is a transcript of the gene MCM6, whose product is annotated as MCM DNA helicase complex subunit mcm6. Gene Ontology annotation, biological process: mitotic DNA replication; DNA replication initiation; double-strand break repair via break-induced replication. Gene Ontology annotation, molecular function: single-stranded DNA binding; ATP binding; single-stranded 3'-5' DNA helicase activity. The coding region runs from base 1 to 2868 and encodes 955 amino acids. Lineage: Eukaryota; Fungi; Ascomycota; Eurotiomycetes; Onygenales; Onygenaceae. Gene Ontology annotation, cellular component: MCM complex; nucleus. The record is from RefSeq and is a predicted model, not a curated record. The transcript has 4 exons.
AUGUCGAGUCUGCUAGAUACCAUCCUCAGCGGCCCUCCCGGCCCAGGGGCAGCCAGACGAGGAAUGCCGCAGUCCGAUCUCCCUCCCCCAAGCUCGCGGCCCAACAUCCCUUCCGAAAGCAAUGGGCAAAUGAGCGAAGCACCUGAAUUUGCGGAUGACCAAAUCCCGGAGUCGAUGCCCCGGCGACCCCGCCAUCCAAUGUAUGGUAGAGGCCCGCCGACCUUCCGUGACGUUGCUGGAGAAAAGGUGCAACAAGCAUUUGAGGAGCUACUGGAGACACACAUGGAGGAUCCUACGACCUUCGGCGCUCCUCCGUCUUCCGAGAUGCUGAGCGACAAGUACUACGUUUCCCAGAUACACGGAAUGGCGAAGCUACAGUUGUCAACACUCUAUGUUGAUUUCACGCACUUGACCUCCAACCAAGUUCUAGCGGAUGCUAUUGCGAAUCAGUAUUAUCGUUUCCAACCGUACCUAACCAAAUCCUUGCAUAAUUUGAUUGCGAAAUACGAACCACAAUACUUCAGAGAACAUCGGCAACUUGCAAGCCAUUCGUCCCAAGCCAGCACAUCAGCAAUGGCCGUAGACAGUACGGAACCAGACCCUCUUUCCGAAAAGACGCGAUACCAGCAAACAGACAAAGUGUUUUCUUUGGCAUUUUACAAUCUUCCCCUCGUCUCCAGACUGCGCCAGCUACGCACACUGCAGAUUGGAAAAUUACUUUCAAUAUCUGGAACUGUCACAAGGACAUCAGAAGUCCGUCCGGAACUUGCAAUGGGAACAUUCAAUUGUGAAAGCUGCAAUAUGCUAUGUCCUGAUAUCGAACAAAGCUUCAAAUAUACUGAACCAGCGCUGUGCCCGAACCCCACAUGUGGCAACCGUAUUGGCUGGCGCCUAGAUAUUCGCCGAAGCACGUUCGUUGACUGGCAGAAGGUUAAGCUACAAGAAUCCUCUCACGAAAUCCCCACGGGCAGUAUGCCACGUACCAUGGAUGUGAUUCUGCGUGGAGAAAUGGUGGACCGUGCAAAGGCCGGCGAGCGGUGUAUUUUCACAGGCACACUGAUCGUCAUUCCAGACGUCACCCAGCUAGGACUUCCUGGAGUGCGUCCGGAAGCGUCGAGAGACUAUGGCAAUUCAAGGGGUGGCGACAUGGGAGGUGGAGUGACUGGCCUCAAGUCUUUGGGGGUCCGUGAUCUCACGUAUCGCCUAGCAUUUCUGGCGUGUAUGGUAACACCGGAUUUGACGACUCCUGGUCAAUCCACAAGUCAGAACCUUACUGGUGAUUCUCGGAACAUCCUCGCCUCUUUGAACCAGGUGGAGCUCCCUGAAGAAAUUGAAGAUAUGGCUCAAGAGCGUCUCCUCCAGACUCUUACACCUAAAGAAGUUGAAGAUCUAAGGAUGCUCGUGCAUACGGAACAUAUUUUUGCUAAACUGGUAGAUUCUAUUGCGCCUAUGAUCUACGGCCACCAGUCGAUUAAGAAAGGACUCCUCCUGCAAUUGGUGGGUGGUGUGACAAAGAAAACGGUUGCAGAAGGAAUGCAACUCCGCGGUGAUAUAAAUGUUUGUAUUGUAGGCGACCCUUCGACAAGCAAAAGCCAGUUUCUAAAGUACAUUUGCUCUCUCCACCCUCGCGCGGUAUACACUAGUGGUAAAGCGUCUUCUGCUGCGGGUUUGACUGCUUCAGUGGUGAAGGACCCGGAAACGGGCGAAUUCACGAUUGAAGCCGGUGCUUUGAUGCUUGCAAAUGGUGGAGGUAUUUGUGCUAUCGAUGAAUUUGACAAGAUGGACAUCAGUGACCAGGUCGCCAUUCACGAAGCUAUGGAACAGCAGACGAUUUCCAUAGCAAAAGCAGGCAUUCACACUACGCUCAACGCCCGUGCGAGUAUCCUCGCUGCUGCCAACCCUGUGGGUGGGAGAUAUAAUCCAAAAGCUACCCUUCGAGCCAAUCUCAACUUCAGUGCCCCUAUUAUGAGCAGAUUCGAUCUUUUCUUUGUUAUUCGUGACGAUCCCAACGAAGCUGUGGAUAGAAAUUUAGCGGAUCACAUUGUCAACGUGCAUAUGAACCGAGACGAAGCCGUGGAGCCGGAAAUUCCCACAGAAUUGUUGCAGAGUUAUAUUAGAUUUGCACGAACAUUCAGACCUGUCUUCACCCCUGAAGCUAAGGAAUUAGUGGUGGAAAAAUAUAAAGAGCUUCGCAGUGAUGAUGCCCAAGGUGGCAUCGGACGAAGUAGCUACCGAAUCACUGUUCGUCAGCUAGAGAGUUUGAUUCGUCUGUCAGAAGCUGUUGCCAAAGCGAAUUGCGUCGAAGAAGUGGUUCCUAGUUUUGUACUAGAGGCGUAUAACCUUCUCCGGCAGAGUAUUGUUACUGUCGAGAAGGAUGAUGUUGAAGUUGAUGAUGAAGCGACGGGCGGAAACGUGGACCACGAAAUGAAUGGUGUCGAUGAAGAACAACGUGACAAUGAAGGAGAUACUGCAAUGGGUACUGGCGAAAAUGAUGCCGCUAAUGCCAACGGCGCUGCUCAAAAUGGACAGCCCCAGAAGACAAAGAUUACGUAUGAGAAGUAUAUGAAGAUUCUUAAUAUCUUAGUUCGACGGGUCAACGAUGACGAAGCGAACUCUGGCAACGGGGUGGAGGAAGAGGAUUUGAAAGUUUGGUACUUAGAACAGAUUGAGUCUGAACUCAAUAGUGAAGAAGAUAUUGAGCAUGAAAGGUUGCUAGUGACCAAGGUUCUCAAACGGAUAGUAAAGGAUAAUAUCCUUAUGCCCAUCCGGGGAGAAGGUCUUGUUGAUGCGAGUGAUGAUACCCAAAGUACCUCUCUGCAGCGGGUGGUUUACGUCUUACACCCAAAUUGUGCCGUUGAAGAAAUGUAG